GUUUGGAUGAGUCGCUCAAAUCAGUAAUCAAACACUUGUUUUUGUAGGUAUAAAGUGUAAUUAAUUAGAUUUUGAUAACAAGUAGGUGUACUUCCUACUCUCACAACAACAACACAUUUAUAAGGACUACAUAUGAGGACAAACAUUGGAGUACAAUCACAAGAUCCAUUCAAAAUCUUAAAAAAGAAGUCAUGAAAAUCAAAAAUCGUCUGUUUUUUGGAGCUUUGAAUCAACAAUGGGGAUUGCUCAUCUCGUUGGUGAUGUUUACUCUAUUGGCAAGCUGUUCUUCGUCCAAGGAGGGCCAGUGUGUUUGGUACGGAGAAUGCUGGGAUCCACCUACUAAAGAUGGUGCUAUGUCAAAGAAGCUCAAUUGUCCAUAUUCUGGUCCUGCCAAGCAGAUGAACAAUACAAUUGGGCUGCAGAAGCUUCAAGAGCUAUGUCCACAAUAUAUAGGCUCUAAUAUGACAUGCUGUAGCUGGGAGCAGUUAGUAACCCUGGACUCGAGUCUUACUGUUCCUCGACAAAUGUUCUUCAGAUGCCCAUCCUGCUUCCGUAACUUCCUCAACCUCUAUUGCUCUCUUACCUGUGAUCCUCAUCAGUCUGAUUUCGUAUACGUUAGGGGCAUCAACAAGGCAGCAAAUGACUCAAUUGACAGUAUUGACUAUGUCGUAUCGGAUGAUUUUGCAAAUGGAUUAUUUAAUUCAUGUAGGGAUGUACAGAUGCCAAGUUCUAAUGCAAAAGCUAUUGGAGUUUUCUGUGGGACUGAUGCGAAUAAAUGCACUGCUAAAAAGUUCCUGACUUUUAUGGGAACUUCUUCAUAUGCUCCUUUCAAUAUCAAUUUUAAUUUGACUAACAAUGCAACAACAGAUGGACCAAAUGGUACAUACCACAUGACCCCCCUCAAUCAGACAGUUCACCCCUGCAACCUGCCUCUCAACAACAAAUCCUCCCCCUGCAGCUGUCAGGACUGUGAAGCCCAGUGUUCCCCUCUACCUCCUCCAAUCAAGCCAGCCUCGAGAUGGAAGAUUCUUGGGAUAGAUGGAUUUAUAUUUAUUGGCUCAUCAGUAUUUGCAGGAUUCGUUAUACUGUUUGGAACCUGGCAGAUAUGUAGUUUUGUCAUCGGGGAAGAUAACCCAAGGAUGGAUGAUGCUGCCUUGGUGUCAAUAGAUGGCGACUUAUUACAUUCCGCUGAAAGAGCUGGAGUAAGUCUCGUUGAUGAAAAUGACAUCAAUUGUUUUGACAAAAUUGGUGUAGGGAUGGAACGCUUGCUGGAAACUAUAUUCACACGCUGGGGCUGUAUGUGCGCCAAAUACCCCAUAUAUACUCUGGUAGUAGGAUUCAUAUGUUGUGCAGCCCUUAUUGCUGGUAUAAGUUUGUUUAAAGUAACAACAGAUCCAGUGGAACUCUGGUCUUCCCCCGACAGUAGAGCACGACAAGAGAUGAACUAUUAUGAAGAACAUUUUACGCCAUUCUACCGUACUGCACAGAUCAUAAUAACUGCUAAAAACUCCACCCCUUGGAAGAGGGAGGAUUCUGGUAGUAGCCCUACUUCAAGGAUGAUUGGAGCUGUACUUAAACUAGACAUCUUAGAAGAGGUGCUACAUUUGCAAAAUCGACUCGCCAAUAUCACUGCUUAUGAUAGCAAACAUGGUGUUGAUGUUAGGCUUGAAGAUAUCUGCUUUGCCCCUUUAUCACCUGAUAACAACAACUGCACCAUUCAGAGUCCCCUCAACUAUUUCCAAAACAGCAUGGAGAAUCUAAAUAAAAAUUUCUGGGAUGACUUCCAUUUUAUACGCUAUGCUGACUAUAUAGAUCAUAUCCUUUACUGUGUCAGAGACCCCACUGCCAUCAAUGACACACAGAAUUCUUUACUUGACCUGCCAUGUAUGGGAACAUAUGGGGGACCAGUCAUGCCUUUUGUGGCCCUUGGAGGAUAUGAAGAUGACAAAUACUACACUGCUAAUGCUGUGAUUGUAACAUUUAUAAUCAAUAACUAUAAGAAAAACAGCACAUUCAUUGACCUUGCCAUGACGUGGGAGAAAGAAUACAUUCGUAUUUUGAAAGAUUAUAUGAAGGAUGUUCCAGAUAGCAAUAUAUCAAUAGCAUUUACUUCAGAAAGGUCCAUUGAAGAUGAAUUGAACAGAGAGAGUCAAUCAGACAUUGCUACAAUUCUCAUCAGCUACAUGAUCAUGUUUGUGUAUGUCUCUAUUGCACUUGGGAGAUAUAACAGUGUCUCCAGGUUACUGAUUGAUUCUCAGAUCACACUUGGCCUUACUGGUGUGUUGAUUGUGCUCCUCUCUGUAUUUGGGGCUAUUGGCUUUUUUAGCUACCUGGGGGUACCAGCGACACUGAUUAUCAUUGAAGUGGUACCAUUCUUGGUACUGGCUGUAGGAGUUGACAAUAUAUUCAUCCUAACACAAGCAUUCCAGAGAGACGUAAGGAGAACUGAUGAGACAUUAGAGGAGCAGGUGGGACGUAUUGUUGGCAAGAUUGGACCAAGCAUGCUCCUUACUAGUUCCUCAGAGGGUGUAGCAUUCUUACUAGGUGGAUUAACCAAUAUGCCUGCUGUGAAAGUAUUCUCCUUGUAUGCUGGGAUGGCCGUCCUCUUUGACUUCCUCCUUCAGAUCUCCUGCUAUGUCAGUGUAUUGGCCCUAGAUGCUAAGAGACAAGAGAGAAAUCGCUACGACAUCGGCUGUUGUGCUAAAUCAGACACCAUGGAGGAAUCUGAGAAAACUCCUGGCAUCCUGUACCAUGUCUUUGAGAAAUACUACGCACCAUUCCUCCUCCAAGAUUAUGUCCGUAUCACUGUGAUGGUUGUUUUUAUGGGAUGGGCGUGUGCAUGUGUCGGGAUGAUUGGCCAUGUAGAGGUGGGACUGGACCAGAAAUUAUCCAUGCCAGAGGAUUCAUAUGUGCUGAACUACUUCAACAACCUAAAUGAGUACCUCUCUGUUGGCGCCCCAGUGUACUUUGUGGUGGAGGAUGGGCACAAUUAUACAUCAAGAAAGGGCCAGGACAGUAUAUGUGGGGGCAAUGGGUGUCCAGAAAGUUCUCUCCUAGGACAGAUUUAUACAGCUUCUAGAAGAGAGGGAACAAGGAUUGCCCAUCCUGCUUCAUCUUGGUUGGAUGAUUACUUUGACUGGCUGGCACCUGGUGGUAACCCUCAAUGUUGCAGACAGUUCACUAACAAAUCAUUCUGUCCAGCAACAGUGCCCCUGACUGGUGAGAAAUGUACCAAUUGCCCUGUACACUACUCUGGAGGGAGACCAGAUUCUAAGGAUUUCAUACCUUUCCUGCCAUUCUUCCUUAAGGAUAACCCAGGGAUAAAAUGUGCAAAGGGAGGCCAUGCAGCCUACGGGACUGCCGUAGACCUGAAAACAAAUGACACCCAAAUAAACAGCACAAAUUCAAGUACAACUUCCAUAGGAGCAACAUAUUUCAUGACCUACCACAGUAUACUGAAAAACUCAACAGACUAUAUAGAGGCAUUGAAAUAUGCUAGGAAGAUCUCAGAUAACAUAACAGCUAGUAUAUUAGCUGAAAGACACAACAAUAUUCCUCCAGGGGAACCAGGCCAUUAUUCUAAUAUGAGUGUUACUGAUAAAACAUACAAGGUGUUUCCUUACAGUAUCUUCUAUGUAUUCUAUGAGCAGUACCUUACCAUUGUACAUGAGACCAUAAUCAACUUGAGUACAUGUAUUGGCUCCAUCUUUGCCAUCUCAUUCAUCUGCCUGGGCUUAGAUAGGUAUUCAGCAAUAAUCAUCACCUUUGUGAUUGGUAUGAUACUGUUGUCUAUGUUUGGCUUGAUGUUCCUGUGGAAUAUCUCUCUGAAUGCGAUAUCACUCGUCAACUUGGUCAUGUGUGUUGGUAUAUCAGUCGAGUUCUGUUCACAUAUAGUUCGAGCAUUUGCGAUCAGUGUGCAUGAAACACGAGUGCUUAGAGCUAAACAUUCACUGGCUCACAUGGGAAGUUCAGUGCUAAGUGGUAUUACAUUAACUAAACUAGGUGGUAUAAUUGUGCUUGGGUUCGCACAUAGUCAACUCUUCAAAGUGUUUUACUUCCGAAUGUACUUAGGAAUUGUACUGUUUGGAGCUACGCAUGGCCUUAUAUUCCUACCAGUAUUAUUAAGUUUCAUAGGGCCUCCGAUUAACAAAGCAAGGCUAUUUGAGGCUUAUCAGAAAAAUUCCAACAAACAUAGAGUGUCGUCAACAGAAGAAAGAGAAGCCUUACUCAAGAGUGCUAUCAACAGUGAUAGUGCAAAAAGAUAUGAGGCUAUAUGAGAAAAUAUUGAAACUAGAAAAUCAAAAAACAGACUCUUAUGUGCAAGGACUGGUUCAACUUCACUUGUGAAAUUUAAGAGCUGAUGACCAAACUUUCAUCAGGGACUGAAAACUGAAAUUAAAACUUCAUAUUGGGUAAGAUAUAACUCAGAUGUUUCACUGAUCUGAAAUGGAAUCAAUGAAAUGGACAAAUGCUGGAAGUGAUAUUCCCAGAUUGAUUUGUAUCAUGCCGAAGGGAUUGUGUAAUACUAGCUAUGACAAACAUUGGUCAGGGAUCAAGUGAAGAUCAUUUCAUGAUUUACGGGCAACAGUUCUGUAAACAGGGAUGAGUGCACUCACCACAAUGAAGUGUACAAUACUAGAGAACAAUUUCAGUACUACAAACCAUGGUACAAUACUAAAGUACAAUAUCAUUGUUCUAAUAAUGGUAGACUACAGUGCCAGAGAACAAUACCUCUGUACUAACUACACUGUAGAGUGUAGACUACAAUACAAGAGUACAAUAUUAGAGCACAAUACUUGGGUACAAUACCAAUAUCAUGUUGGCCUAACAGCAUUGAUAAUCAAAAUGU
This is a messenger RNA of Owenia fusiformis, 4849 nucleotides long. The record is from the annotation of a GenBank genome assembly. NCBI's taxonomy places the organism in Eukaryota, Metazoa, Annelida, Polychaeta, Sabellida, Oweniidae.